Messenger RNA from Lagopus leucura (white-tailed ptarmigan), 5081 nucleotides. It is a transcript of the gene CEP162, whose product is annotated as centrosomal protein 162. NCBI's taxonomy places the organism in Eukaryota, Metazoa, Chordata, Aves, Galliformes, Phasianidae. Bases 306 to 4595 code for a protein of 1429 amino acids. Gene Ontology annotation, biological process: cilium assembly. The record is from RefSeq and is a predicted model, not a curated record. Gene Ontology annotation, cellular component: centriole; centrosome; axonemal microtubule. The transcript has 29 exons.
GCGAGCGAGCUGGAGGCCUGGGCCGGGGCUGGCGUUUGAACACCGUCCCACAGCCCAAACUCAGCAGCGCCUGUCGGGCCGCGGAGCCGGAGGAGCAGAAGUCCGAGCCCUCUCCUUUGGCAGCCGCGGAUCCCAGGGCGUUUCGUGUUCCGUUAUUGCUAAGCCUCCUCUUUUAACGAGCUGAAGCGUGGGGUGUUCUGGGGAUGGAGGAGUGAAAGCAGGAAGCAGUUCUCACAGUUGCCUGUCAAAGUAACUUUACCAGUCUUAGUAUUGAAAGAUUAGAAGGUAACAUCCAGUUGCAGAUUAUGGCUCAUCAGUGUUCAAACGAAGAAUUAGAUAAGCAGUUUGAAGAGUUUCUGAAAGAGUCUCUUUCAGACGAUUCACCUGGAAAUUCAGAAAAGAAGUCCAGCAUUCUUGAGACAUUGGGGCUGCCCAGGAAAAAAGAAACAAAGCAAAAGGAUGCAGUGCCGUGGUGGCUAUGUGAGGAAGAUUUGGAUGAUGGUGAUUUCCAAACAAGAUUUGUUAAACUGAGAGAUAAGAAGGAAAGGAUGGAGAUCCAUGACGAAGUAGUGGAGAAUAGUGAACAAAAGAUUCCUCGUUCAGAUUUCCAGUCUGAAAUCCUUGAAGCCAGCGAAAGCGCUGUCAAGAAGGCUUUGCAGCUUACAGGGGAGACUGAUGAAAACAUGCAUCCAGAAGAGAUGCAGCUUCGGAAGAGUCAUGGAGUCGCUUUCUCAUUAAGUAGAGACAGCCUGGAAACAAAUGAUUCCUUUGUGGCUUCUGUUCCUAAUCAAAGUAAUACAGGAGUUGGAUUGGAUACCUUGGAAGAACAAGAGGAAAAAGAGAUCUUUUUUGCUAAACUUGAACAAGAAGCUUCCUCACCUAUUGAUUAUUCAAGAUUAAAUAAAGAGCUGAAUUCCAGCGAUUCUGUAAUAAAUGAAAAAAGUGAAAAAGAAGUGGAAUCCACACCUGAAGAGAAAUGUGGCAGCUACAGUGAAGAUUUUGAAGAAGAAACAGCUGCUGAUCCUGCCUUUAAAACUGAAGAAAGUCAGGAACCAAACGCUGGCAUGCUGGCUAAAGUUGUACUACUUGAUUCACAAGAUUCAACUACAGAACUUCAGAAAGCUGCUGAAACAUCAGGUGUAGCUCUAAGUGAAAAUGAUCUGCCUCAAGAAGUUAGUGGAAUUGAAAUGAAUGAAGCAGGCACUUUGCAUGGAGAAACUUCCAGUGACACUGAAGCCUUACACCGUGCGUAUCAUCACGUUAAUCAGUCUUUGGGAGACACUGAUGAGCAAAAAAUACAUGAUUCUUCCAUGGCCGUUUCAAAAUGCUUGCCACAAGUUACUUCACAAAAUCAUGAUCUCUAUUCAAAAAACACAUCAACUACUGAGUCAGAUUUGCCUACUGUGGAAGACUUUAUGAGACCUAUUAAAGGAGAUCCCUAUAAUGCCAGAUGUUUUGAUUUGGAACCUGAAAGUCCUGUGAAGGUGAUAGGCAGCAUGGUAAAUGAACUUGUCAAUCACUUACCCUAUAAAGAGCACCAAAAUAAUUCGGUUUGGGAGACAAGCUUACUUGAAAAAUUUAACAGAGAAGACAGCAUCUUUCUACAGACAGCUGCAAAUGAAGAUAGCUUUCAGAGAAUGACUGAGAAAGAAAUUCAGACCAGUGAAGUACAACCUGAUGUGCUAAGUGAAGAGGUAAUACAAGACUGUCUGCUUUCACAAGGCAGCAAAGCUGAACAGGUUCUGCAGUCUUGUUGCUCGAAGAACGAAAAAUCAGAAUCAACAACAACUAAACAAAUGUACAAGAAUAUCAGAAGUACAACACCUUUACAUAAAAAGAAGUCUUCAUAUAGUCCUCACGGGGUGGUUAGAAGUUCUGGAUUUGGGAAAUCCACUUCAUACUCAAAACAGUCCAUGCCAGCUACUGAAAGGAAAAUACCAAAAGAAACUUUGAAAAAAAACAUUAUGAAAUCUAGAAGUCCUGCAGAUAGAGCAAGAUCUAAAGAAGCCUUAUUUACUACAAGGACAAUAAGAUCUGCAACAAAUGAACUUAAAGAGGAUAUUAACAGAGCUGUGUCUGACCAAUCAGUUCAUAAUCUUGGACACCAAGUUGUGGAUUCUUGCAGACAUCAUCAUCAUGAUUUACCAGUUUCUCCUGUCAAAAGUUGUGAGAGGGAACUACGUUUGCUAAGACGAGCACAAAUUGCUGAGGAGGACCUGAAUAGUGCACGUGAUUUGAUUCAACAGCUAACCAGCACAGUUUCAGAAAAGGAGAAAGAAAUGGAGACAAAGAUGGUAGAACUGAAAACACACUAUGAAAAAGAGCUGUCUCAGCUGGGUCAAGAAAACUAUGUUCUUCAGAGCAAGUUGAGAAGUGUGGAAGAGCUGUCUAAGGAGAAGAGAUGGAUCCAUCAUACAGCAACAGUUCCUGUCUCUGAAGAAAAACUGUCACAAAUACGAAAAGAAAUGGAAGAUCAGGAGGUCAUUAUUCAAGGUUAUCAACAGGAAAAUGAGAGAUUAUACAAACAGAUGAAAGAGCUGCAAAUCCAAAACAAAAAAAAUGAGGAACAAAUGUAUAAGGAGAAUCAGUGUUUAAUGUCUGAGUUAAUAACCCUAAGAGAAAAGAUAGAAAGGACUACUAUCCAGUCACAGAUUGUGCAGGAAUCUGAACUAACCAGAAAUCAAAGUUUCACAGAGUUGAUUUCAGAGCUUCGAGCAGCACGGAAAGAAGAAACUAAAUUACGAGAAGAGGUAAAACAACUUAAACAAGAUAAACAAGCUCUUGAGUUAGACCUGGGGCAAGCAAAGAAAGAGAGAGAUCUAGCAAAAGUCCAGAUUACAUCCACAUCAAGUGAGAAGUCUUAUGAAUUUAAAGUUAUGGAAGAAUCAUACAAGCAGGAAAUUCUUCAUCUAAAAAGGCGGCUUCAUUGGUAUGCAGAAAAUCAAGAUCUUCUAGAUAAAGAUGCAGCCCGUCUUAAAGAUGCAAGAGAAGAAAUUGAAAAACUGAAACAAGAGGUCGAGAAGCUCAGAGCUGAAGCUGGAGAUCGUCAGUGUGUGCAACAGAAGAAGCGUUUGAGAGACAGAGCGGCAGAUGCUAGAAGAAUUCAGGACCUUGAACGACAAAUCAAAGAAAUGGAAGGCAUUCUAAGAAGGCGCUAUCCAAAUUCGUUGCCUGCUUUGAUUUAUGCUGCUGCUACUGCUGAGAAAACUGAUGAACUUUCAGCUAAAACAAACACAAUUGAUUUUUUGGAAAGAAGAAUAAAAAAAUUAGAAACAGAACUUGAGGGUAAAGAUGAUGAAGCUAAAACAAGUCUCCGUGCCAUGGAACAGCAGUUUCAAAAGAUUAAGAUGCAGUAUGAGCAAAGACUUGUAGAGCUUGAGCAACUACUUGCUUACAAGUGGAAGAGUGGAUCACCAAAACUGAACAGUGAUAAAGCCAAUUCUGUUGAACUUGAACUGCAGCUUCAGAAUCUGAAGAAGACCCAUCAGAUUACUGUUGAAAACCUCCAGACAGAAAUUGAAAACCUCAAGAGUCAAAAUUCCCAACUAAAACUCAGAAGUAAGAAGGACAAUAAAGACUUACAGUCAACAGAUUGGCAAACGAAACAAGGUAACACAAAAGAGAAACUGCUGAAACUAAACCAAGAGCUGAUCACAAAAAAUAGAGAAAUACAAGACCUUACAAAAACUGUAGAGAAACUUCAAAAAGAAAGGAUGGCAAUGUUGUCCGAUAAUAAUUUAAGAAAUAAAACUGAUAAUAAGGAAAACUGCCAAGAGAUCUUGAAAAAGAAUAUCGCAGCAACAGAGAACAGGAAUUCCAUCAACAGCGAACCCUCUAUAGGCAUUUUUAACAAUGACAAAAUAUACCAGCCACACACCUUUUCUGAUUCUAAUGUCUUGGAAGUUCUGCAAGAAAACGCACGGUUGAAGGAGGAGCUAGAAAAAUUGUCUCUAGAAAUGAACCAGCAGAGGGUGAAGUCUCAGGCAACACUGGCUUAUUCUGAAAAUAAUUUAAGAAGGAUACAGGAAGACACAUCAGAAUAUGUUGCAGCUCUGAAAGCUUCCCAUCAAAGAGAAGUAGAGAAGAUUCUUUCUCAGUACACAAAAGAGCAUUCUGCUUCCAAAGUAGCUGAACUAAAUGGCAGAAUUUCAACACAAGAGAUUUUAAUAAAACAUCUGCAAGAACAAAUCAGCGAACACCAGAGACAUCAGGAAGCCCUCCUAGUUUCACAAAUGCGAGAGGAGUUCCUGCAAAAAGAGGUUGCGAAAUUGUUGGAAGAAUUGAGAGAGGCCAAGGAAAGCCAGAGCCCUGAAAUGAAACAUUUCUUGUGCCUGGAAAAGAAGAUCAAGCAUAUUGAGACCCGGCAUGCAGUAAGAGAACAAGAACUUCUAAAGGCAGCGCAGCUAACACAGCACAUCACUGAGGGAAGGCAAAGCCGUGAAGCUGAGAGGUGGCGUAAGCUGGCACAGCGGAAGAAUGAAGAGCUGGAGAGAUUUCGAGUGGAAUUGGAUUCCAUAUUGGAUGUUUUACGGGAACUGCAGAAACAGGGGGUUGUUAUUCCAGCGCCUAAUUGCAGUGGACUCGUUAACAGAUAACUGUUGGAAGACGUGAUUCGAUAUGAGUGGUUUCACAGGAGCAGGAGUUGAAUGUUUCAGUUUAUGGACAGGAAACGUUCUUGAAAACCAUCAAUGAAGUCCUUAUAAAUUGAAUUACAUUCUGAUCUGAAAUCUUACUUGUCCAAAAGUAGAGCAUUAAGCUACACCCCAGCUAAAUGUCUUAUUUUGUUAGCGAUAUAAUUCACACUUUCUUACAUUUUAGGAACAUUGAGGUUAUUCUGUAAACUCAGUUACCAUUCCAGGUGAUGCAGUUGCCAGAAAAAUUCCAAGUGGUGUUUUUCAGAUCCUGUAGAACACGCCUGAACAUUUUUAACUGCCAUUUAUGGUUUGUGUUACAUCAGGUCCUGAUUGAACAGCUUCAGUAAUACGUUUGGUUGUAUUUUUAGUGUAUGCUGUUAUCAAUACUGUUCAUGCAGGAGGGAUGAGAUCCUCUUUGUUCUGUUUGUUGGUGGGUAAGAUUUUGAA